Molecule: messenger RNA, 3838 nt
Organism: Cuscuta epithymum
Lineage: Eukaryota; Viridiplantae; Streptophyta; Magnoliopsida; Solanales; Convolvulaceae
Source: the annotation of a GenBank genome assembly
CCAAAAGAAAACAUAAUGUCAUUGGCGUUGGUACUAUUUAUCCGGGCAAUUUGGAGUUUUACUUCGUCCGAUCCCACAUUCCCACACCGGAAGCAGUUGAAGUAUUCCUCCUUCCAACACCCUAUAUAUAUGGAUAUCCGCUUCUAAAUUCAAUCAUCUUAUGCCGCGGUUGCUACUACACUAAUACGCAGCCCUUCUAUCUGUGUGUAAAAAUGAUAGUUAAAACUUUAAAUUUUUUGAAGCGCAGCAUGCCUUUGUUCACGCAUAUGCAUAUUGAAAUGAACAUGCACCAAAUUAAAGCUGAAAUGGUGGUACCUCCAAAACCGAAUGCUAUAAUGAGUAAGAAGCCUGAAAUUGCAAAGCCACCUCCAAAGCUGAAUGGUAUUGUGAUUAAGGAGCCUGAAAAUGCUAAAGAAGCUCCUUUUAUUGAGGUGACUUACAAGAAGAAGGGAACCCAAUUGCCAAAGAAGAAUGGGAGCAAAAAUGAUGUUAACACAUCCAUGCCCCAAAAGCCGAAUCCCACUCAAGAUAAAGAGGAGGCUGCCGUGGAUGCAAGGCUGCAAAUUGUUACAAAACUGGGGCCCAAACCGGUGGAGGAUGCAGUUGCUCUCUAUAUCCGCAACAUGUACGAGAUGGAUGAUUAGGACAUUGUCACUGGUUGAGGGCCAAUACAUGCAUGUCAAAUGUGUGUGCCGUAUCACCCAAAUAAAUUUUUUAGCUACGUUUGUUUAUCCGCUAUAUACCGUUUUGGAACGCAAAGCCUUAUGGGAGGAACUUGCUAUGCUAGGGGAUGGUAUUACCGAACCUUGGUUUAUUGCGGGGGACUUUAAUUGCGUUUGUGCUCCGAAUGAUAAGGUAGGGUCUACCCCACCUACGGCAUAUAUGAUGCAACACUUGUUUGAUUUUAAAAUCCGGGCUAACCUUGAUGAUGCACCUUCUACGGGUGAAUUCUACACGUGGAACAGAGGUGCCCUUUGGGCAAAACUGGAUCGUGUUUUAUUAAAUGAUGCUUGGAGCAACGGUGGUUUAAAUGUUAGGGCCCAUUUCAAUGAAAUGGAGGUUUAGUUUGAUCAUACAGCUUCUGUAAUAUCAAUACUCAAUAAUUCCUCUCUAAGGCCUAAACCAUUUAAGUUUUUUUAAUAUGUGGAUUAAACAUCCGGAGUUUGCUAGUUUAGUAGCACAGAAUUGGAACCAGCAUAUUGAGGGUACAGCGCAAUACUCAAUGGUGAGGAAGCUAAAGCUGCUCAAAAGGCCGCUUAAAGACCUCAAUACUAAAGAGUUUGGCCACAUCUCCAAUAGGGCGAAGAGGGCAAAAGAGGAGUACAAAUGCAUACACAAACUAGCUCUCCUAAAUCUGAUGGAUGAGGAACUCCAAGGCCAGUUGACUGAAGCUACAAGAUGGGCAAAAUUCCUUAGUGAAGCCGAAGCUAGCUUCUAUCAACAAAAGGCCAAGGCAACUCACAUCCUUGAGGCGGAUAAGGGGACUAAGUAUUUUCAUGCAAUUGUGAAAAGGAAGGCAACUAGGAAUGCAAUAUCUUCCAUCACUUUGGAGAAUGGCAAUCUUACUACGCCAUUGGAGCAGGUUGGGAAUGAAUUCGUAAGAUUUUUUGUUGACUUAUUUGGUACUCAUGCCGAAUGCCAUUCCCUGGACCCCAUGGUUUUGGGAUCCGGUCCUUUGAUUGAACCUAGUGUUCAUGAAAGCCUACUUGCACCGAUUAAGACAAUAGAGAUUAAAAAUGCUCUAUUUGAUAUUGGUAAUGAGAAGGAACCGGGACCGGAUGGUUACUCAUCCGUUUUCUUUAAUUGAUAUUGGAAUACUGUUGGAAAUGACAUAGUCCGGGCUACCAAAGAGUUCUUUUGUUCAGGAAAGUUACUCAAGCAAAUAAACCACAUGGUUAUUGCACUUAUCCCUAAAACGAAUCACUCUCCCAAGGUAUCAGACUAUAGACCAAUUUCUUGUACGAAUGUAUUAUAUAAAAUUAUUACAAAAAUCCUAGCGGCUAGAAUCAUCUCUUGCCUCCCUGGCUUGAUUGACCUAGCCCAAGGUGCUUUUGUUGACGGCCGCCUCAUGUUUGAUAACAUUUUUCUUGCCAAAAAACUUGUUAGGGGAUACAUGAGGAAGCGAAUCUCACCUAGAUGUAUGAUCAAAGUGGAUUUGCGAAAGGCCUAUGAUACUAUUUCUUGGAGUUUUCUUGAUAAUGUCUUAAGGGGUUUGGGCUUCCCCUCGAGAUUUGUUGGAUGGAUUAUGGAGUGCGUAACCACGGCUUCAUUCUCCAUUUCCUUGAAUGGUUCUUUAUAUGGUUUCUUUGAGGGCAAGAGGGGCAUUCGGCAAGGAGAUCCUAUGUCUCUGUUGCUUUUUGUCCUUUGCCUAGAAUAUUUUUCCCGACUAAUUAAUUUGAAAACCAAAGGGUCAAAUUUUAAUUUCCAUCCACAAUGUGCGAAACUUGGAGUGACUCACUUGGCCUACGCAAAUGAUCUAAUUCUCUUCUCUCGGGGCGACACUUAUUCAAUUGAAAUACUUGUCAAAGCCCUUGAGGAAUUUGGGGAUGCAUCGGGCCUUAAAGUAAAUCAUGAUAAGUCAAGCAUUUUUUGGGUGGAGUUAAUAAUAAUGAUCUCCAGGAGAUUAUGGCCCUUGUGGACUUUGGGUGUGGUACAUUCCCGGUUAAAUACCUCGGAAUUCCACUUGCCUCUUUAAAGGUUUCCGUAACGCAAUAUUCACCGUUGCUUGAUACAAUUUCGGAUUUUUUAAAUGCUUGGAAUGCAAAGACCUUAUCCUAUGCCGGAAAACUAGAGUUGAUAAGAUCUGUGAUCCAAGGGGUCCAAUCUUUUUGGCUCCAAGUUUUCCCGGUCCCCCAAACAAUCUUGGAUAAGAUAGUUUCUAUUUGCCGAAUUUUUCUAUGGGGUGGGAAAUAUUCAAAAGUGGCCUGGGACGACAUUUGUCUACCAAAAGAGGAGGGGGGCCUUGGCAUUCUUAAUGCUAAGAUUUGGAACCAUGCUCUCCUCUCUCGAACACUUUGGGAUGUUCAUAGGAAAAAAGACACCCUUUGGGUGAGGUGGGUCAAUGGGGUCUACCUCAACGACAGGAGCGUGUGGGAUUUUAUCCCACACAACCGUGACUCAAUGUUCAUGAAGAAACUGAGUCACAUUCGAGACCAAAUUAUGGGCUGUUUUAACAAUCGGAAUGAUACCAUAAUGGGUUUGAAUGCUAGAUCUGUUAAAGGCAAGCUAAUUUCGGGCAAAAUUUAUGACUUAUUGAGAAUAAAAGGGACAAAUAGGGCUUGGAUGAGCUUCAUUUGGAAGUCUUAUAUGAUUAUAUCUCUCCAAAAUUCUCUUUUAAUGUUUGGCUAGCUUUCUGAAACCGGUUACCUACACAGGAUAACCUUGAAUAUUUGCAUAUCAUAAAUAGAUGUGACCUUUGCAAGGGUGGCUUGGAAACAAUGCCACACCUAUUUUUUCUUUGUGCUUUCACUCGUAGGGUUUGGGAGCGCAUCAAGGACUGGUUGGGAAUGGAUCGCCAAAUGACCACACUUCAAAGCUCGGUCAAAUGGAUACUAAAGGAGCAUAAGGGAUCCAAGUUAAAGGGCAAAGCAGUUCGGCUAGCUUUCUGUGCCGCGGUGUACCACUUGUGGCAUGCAAGGAAUGAAAACAGAUUUGAUGGAGGCAACAAGAGUGAAGACGAGAUCAUCUCGAAAAUCAAGCAUGUGGUAUAUAAGAUCUUAUUCAACAUAUAUCCGCAUGAGUUGAUCAAAUUCUGAUUGAAGACCUUUUUUGGAUACUUUCAAAUGCCAAAGCAUUGAUUUAUUUUUGGGCAAAAGGAUGUGUGCAUCUUGCAACAUCA